AUGGACGUCCUUCAAGUAACAGAAAAAAUUAUUGAUAAAAACUUAUCAAAGGACAACGAUGAUGCAUUUUUUGUGCUGGACAUAGAAGAAGUGAAGAGAAAAUAUGAAUAUUGGAUCCAAAAAAUACCUAGAGUUGUGCCUUACUAUGCAGUAAAAAGCAAUGAUGAUGUAAGAGUGAUGAAGUUAUUAAGAGAUUUAGGUGCUGGAUAUGAUUGUGCAUCAAAGAAAGAAAUAUCACAGGUUUUAGAAUUGAAUGUAGAUCCAAACAGAAUAAUUUAUUCAAACACAAUCAAGCAAGUAUCGCAUAUUAAAUAUUCAGCUGAGAAAGGAAUCGAUAAAAUCACAUUCGAUUCUGCACCAGAAUUGGAAAAAAUUAAGCAGCACUAUUCAAAUGCAAAAGUUGUUCUCAGAAUCUUCAAUUUGGGUUUGAAAUUUGGAUGUAAUCAUGAAACUGAAGCUCCAAAGCUAAUUAAACUAUGUAAAGAAUUGGAUAUGAAUUUAAUUGGACUGUCUUUUCAUAUCGGUUCCUUUACAAACGAUCACACAGUUUAUGAAAGAGCUUUUGAGACAACUCGAAAACUUUUUGAUUAUGCUGAGACUCUUGGGAUGAAAUUGAACUUUAUUGACAUUGGAGGUGGAUUUGCUGGAAAGGAUUUAUCUAUUUUUGAUAAUUAUGCAGCAUCAAUUAAUGCUGGAAUCGAAAAAUAUUUUUCAUUAAAUGACGUUGAAAUUAUUUCAGAACCUGGAAGAUUUUUUGUCGAUACAGCAUUUUCAGUAGCUACGCAAGUUAUUUUGAAGAAGCCUUCUGAAGAUGGACAAAUUUAUUAUUAUAUUAACGAGAGCAUCUACAUGUCAUUCCUUACAAUGUUCUUGUACAAAGAAAAUUUAAAAUUUUCAGUAAUUAGAAAGACGAAAACAGAACACGAACCCAAAGAACUACUUUCAACCAUUUGGGGAUGCACAUGCAAUUCUAUGGAUAAAAUAAUUGGAAACAGGAUGAUGACCGAAGUGGAAAUGGGAGAUUGGUUGUUAUUUUUUAAUAUGGGUGACUAUACAACAACAACAUCUACUAAGUUCAAUGGAUUCAAAAAUGUUAAUGUUUAUAGUUUUGAGGAUAUUGAAAACCUUUAA
Molecule: messenger RNA, 1131 nt
Organism: Chironomus riparius
Lineage: Eukaryota; Metazoa; Arthropoda; Insecta; Diptera; Chironomidae
Source: the annotation of a GenBank genome assembly